AUUUGUGUGUAGCUUUUACGCAGGGGCCUGGUUUAGAGUAUACAUACAUAUUGCAGCCCUGAAUCAGCUGGGAGUCGUCUUUCGAAUUUGUAUUCGCUGCCCGAAAACAAAGAAGUCAACAUUUUUGAAUGUAGCCCACAAUUGUGAAAUCAAAAUUAAUGAUGUCACUGGCGCACAAUCAGGUGAUCGCCCUCCAGGUGGGCUACUCCUACAAGGAUGCCAGCGACCCCACAGCCAUGCGGGCCAAUUGCAGUUGUACAUUGAUCCGCUGUCGCGAUGGCACCAAUAUAAUCGUGGACACCCUGACCGCCUGGGAUGGAGAGCACUUGAAAUCGCUGCUGGCUGCUCAGGGCCUGGAAGUGAAUGAUAUUAAUGUGGUUGUCUGCACACACGCCCACACAGAUCACACUGGGUGCAACUAUCUGUUCCAGAAGGCGCGUCUGCACAUUGUCGGCUCGUGUGCCUCCAAGCGGGAUCUGUACUUUGAGCAUCCCAGCGCACUGGAUACGCAUGGCGAGGUGCUGCUCGAGGAGACACCCGGCCACACGCUGGACUGUGUCUCUGUGAUUGUGCACAAUACGCAGUUAGGCGGCACUGUUGGCAUUUGUGGUGAUCUGUUUGAGCGGCGUGAGGAUAUUGACGAUGCGAAGAUUUGGAAAAUGGCAGGCAGCGAGGAUGAGAAGAGACAGGCGGAUGAGAGGCAGAGGAUGUCACAGCUAUGCGGACACAUUGUGCCCGGACAUGGUCCGAUUUUUGCGUUGGAUGCCGAAUUGCGGAGUAAAAUUGAAAACUAUGUGAAACUGGGGGAUUAACAAGGUUGACAGCAUUGAUUGAUUUAGUGUGUGCGUGUGUUUUAAGCAAGCUAUGAUAUAGCCAUUAAUAUUGAUAGGCGCUUUGUAUUCAAUUGUAUUCAAUUCAAAUUUCGUCUUGCAAUCCGUUUCGUAAGAAGUUUUUUUUUUUUUGGUCUCAAAUUUUACUGUUUAAGCGAUGAAGCAAUGUUUCAGGAAUCAAUAAAGAUAUUAUUGCCAAUUUAAA
Molecule: messenger RNA, 1035 nt
Organism: Drosophila grimshawi
Lineage: Eukaryota; Metazoa; Arthropoda; Insecta; Diptera; Drosophilidae
Product: metallo-beta-lactamase domain-containing protein 1
Exons: 1
Coding region: 159-812 (217 amino acids)
Source: RefSeq, a predicted model, not a curated record